Colossoma macropomum (tambaqui) is the source of this 754-nucleotide messenger RNA. Its product is annotated as E3 ubiquitin-protein ligase TRIM69-like. Lineage: Eukaryota; Metazoa; Chordata; Actinopteri; Characiformes; Serrasalmidae. The record is from RefSeq and is a predicted model, not a curated record. The transcript is spliced from 2 exons. Gene Ontology annotation, molecular function: protein binding. The coding region runs from base 128 to 754 and encodes 208 amino acids.
UGCUGCACUGAACUGAACAUCAACAUUUAGUCCAGGAUUAAAGUUGAUCUGUGUUCUGGAAUCGACCUCUAAAGCUGUUUUACUCACAGUAAAGAAAAUAGUCUGUAGAGGUAAAACAUUUACAGAAAUGAGAGAAAAACAUGAUGUUUCAUUGUGUUCUCUCUCCUCAGCCCCUGUUACUCUGGACCCCAACACUGCACAUCCACACCUCCACCUGUCUGAUGAUCUCACUGCUGUAGAAAACAGAAACCAGAGAUCAUCACUUCCUGAUAAUCCAGAGAGAUUUGAUGUUGGUUGGUGUGUUCUGGGUUCUGAGGGUUUUAACUCAGGGACACACUGCUGGGAUGUCCAGGUUGGAGACAGUAAUCACUGGUCACUGGGUGUGAUACCAGAGUCUGUAACAAGAAAAGGAUACUCUUACUUGGAUUCUGUGCGCAGUCUGUUCUACAGUAAAAGCAGAGAUGAAUACAGGAUACGUUGCCCAGGACAGGAGUUUUACUCCUUCAAACCUAAAGACAAGCUGCAGAGGGUCAGAGUGCAGCUGGACUGGGACAGAGGGAAAGUGACCUUCACUGAUCUUCUGACCAACAAACACCUGCACACUAUAACACACACUUUCACUGAGAGAGUUUUUCCAUAUUUCCGGAAUGGGUCUACUCGUUCUCUGAGGAUCUUACCAAUGAAGACAUCAGCACAGUUAAAGUUGAUGCUGCUUAGAAUGAACAUUUAUACAGACUCUUUAGUGAUAAAGUAG